AUGCAAUUCAAGUUAUUAUCAGCUUUAGUAGCAGGGCUUGCUACUGCCAACGCAAUUGGAGACCUUGCAUUCAACUUGGGUGUCAAGGACAACAACGGAAACUGUAAAACUGUUGACGAAUUCAAGUCCGACUUGGAAGUAAUCAAGGGAUCAUCAUCCAUCAUCAAAACCUAUGCUGUAUCCGACUGUAACACUUUACAAAACUUGGGUCCAGCAGCUGAAGCUGAAGGUUUCCAAAUCAUGUUGGGUAUCUGGCCAAAUGAUGAUGCACAUUUCGAAGAAGAAAAACAAGCAUUGCAACAAUACUUGACUCAAAUUUCAACCUCCACCAUCAAAAUUUUCCUUGUUGGUUCAGAAGCUCUUUAUAGGGAAGACUUGACUGCUGAUCAAUUGUCUGAAAAAAUCAAUGAAAUCAAGGAUCUUGUCAAGAACAUCAAAGACAAGGAUGGAAACUCAUACUCGGGUAUCCCAGUUGGUACUGUUGACUCUUGGAAUGUCUUGGUUGAUGGUGGAUCUAAACCAGCAAUUGAAACUGCUGAUGUUGUUUACGCCAAUGCUUUUUCAUACUGGCAAGGACAAACCAACCAAAAUGCUUCAUACUCCUUCUUUGAUGACAUCAUGCAAGCCUUACAAACCAUCCAAACCGUUAAAGGAUCAACUGAUAUUGAAUUCUGGGUUGGUGAAACUGGAUGGCCAACUGAUGGAUCAAACUUUGAAAGCUCUCAACCAGGUGUUGAAAAUGCCAAAAACUUUUGGCAAAAUGCCAUUUGUGCCAUGAGGGGCUGGGGUGUCAAUGUUGCUGUAUUUGAAGCUAUUGAUGAAGCUUGGAAACCAGACACUUCUGGUAUUUCAGAUGUUGAAAAGCAUUGGGGUGUUUGGGAUGCCAACUACAAAUUGAAAUACAACAUCAACUGUGAUUUCGAUUAA
This is a messenger RNA of Lodderomyces parapsilosis, 927 nucleotides long. It is a transcript of the gene BGL2, whose product is annotated as glucan 1,3-beta-glucosidase. The record is from RefSeq and is a predicted model, not a curated record. Gene Ontology annotation, molecular function: 1,3-beta-glucanosyltransferase activity; glucan endo-1,3-beta-D-glucosidase activity. NCBI's taxonomy places the organism in Eukaryota, Fungi, Ascomycota, Pichiomycetes, Serinales, Debaryomycetaceae. Gene Ontology annotation, biological process: cell wall organization; carbohydrate metabolic process. Gene Ontology annotation, cellular component: extracellular region; cell surface; fungal-type cell wall. The transcript is spliced from 2 exons. Bases 1 to 927 code for a protein of 308 amino acids.